Messenger RNA from Thermochaetoides thermophila DSM 1495, 489 nucleotides. RefSeq names its product putative copper transport protein. Gene Ontology annotation, molecular function: copper ion transmembrane transporter activity. Bases 1 to 489 code for a protein of 162 amino acids. The record is from RefSeq and is a predicted model, not a curated record. Gene Ontology annotation, biological process: copper ion transmembrane transport. Lineage: Eukaryota; Fungi; Ascomycota; Sordariomycetes; Sordariales; Chaetomiaceae. The transcript has 3 exons. Gene Ontology annotation, cellular component: membrane.
AUGGACCACCACGACCACAUGCACCACAUGGGCCAUUCCUCUCACUCUGGUAUGGACCAUGGAAGUCCCGAUUCCGCCGGCCCUAUGUGCAACAUGAACAUGCUCUUCACCUGGUCGACCGACAACCUAUGCAUCGUCUUCCGCCAGUGGCGCAUCACCUCGACGCCGUCUCUGCUUGUCUCGCUAGCGCUCAUCGUCACCAUCUGCGCCGGGUAUGAAGCGCUGCGCGAGGGGAUUCGGCGGUAUGAUGCUGUUGUGGCUAGACGGUUGGAUACCGCGCCGCGCCAGAACCGCGACGCGGUCACUCGUCGGGCGCAUUACAUCAAGGCGAUUCUAUACGGGAUUCAGAAUUUUUAUGCUUUUAUGAUCAUGCUCAUCUUCAUGACAUACAACGGCUGGGUGAUGCUGGCAGUGUCGUUCGGUGCCGGACUAGGCUACCUUCUGUUUGGCGGGAAAACGCCGGUGGCAAAGGAGACGGCGUGCCAUUGA